Cooperia oncophora is the source of this 741-nucleotide messenger RNA. Lineage: Eukaryota; Metazoa; Nematoda; Chromadorea; Rhabditida; Trichostrongylidae. The record is from the annotation of a GenBank genome assembly.
UUGCGUUGCUUCUUCAUUGAGUCCGUGUGUGACGAUGAACGUAUUAUCGAUAGCAACAUUACGGACGUGAAGGUGAAUUCACCUGACUACAAGGGAUUGAUGUCUGCUGAACAAGCGAAGGAGGAUUUCUUGAAGCGAAUUGAAAACUAUAAGCAACAGUAUCAACCAAUAGAUGAGGUGGAGGAUGAAGCGCUCAGUUUCAUAAAGGUCAUCAAUGCCGGUCGAUCGUUUUUUGUACAUAAUGUCCAAGGUCAUGUUCAAAGUCGUGUUGUUUACUUUCUUGAUGAACAUGUCAUCUUCCUGCAGCGAAGUAUUUUCCUCACAGCACGGUCCAAAGCGAGCGGAGUUACAAACGCGUGGGACGCCUUGCGUGGUGAUCCCCUGUUAACUGCCCGAAGAGUUGAAAAGUUGCCGAGCGUUGAGGUCGAUUUUACGAGAAAGCAGAAAUUUUCCGAUCUCCGAAUCUGGGGGUGGUGUGUGUGUGUGUGUUCUCAAAAGGUACCCGCAAGCAUGAAUUUCGAACAUUCCAUGUUUUGUUUCCCGAGCAAAAUCACAUUCUCCCGCUUACAUUUUCAUUUGAUGGGGUAUGUUUUAAUGAAGUAUAUUUUCUGCGAAUUUGAGGUCCGUGCUGCACAAACAGCACAAAAAUUGAAGUCUGCAUAUCACACUGAAUAUUGGAAAGCAUUGGAUGAAAUUGAUGCUGGUAUAUGCGAGGGACUCACCUACGACGACAUACAGAUG